Messenger RNA from Didymella exigua CBS 183.55, 1803 nucleotides. RefSeq names its product MFS general substrate transporter. The coding region runs from base 161 to 1762 and encodes 533 amino acids. The record is from RefSeq and is a predicted model, not a curated record. The transcript is spliced from 2 exons. Gene Ontology annotation, biological process: transmembrane transport. Gene Ontology annotation, molecular function: transmembrane transporter activity. NCBI's taxonomy places the organism in Eukaryota, Fungi, Ascomycota, Dothideomycetes, Pleosporales, Didymellaceae.
CUUUGCGCUACUAGCUUUGCGCUCUGUGAGCUCCAGUAGGCAUUCGUUUAAAGUUGCGCACGCCCCAGGACUUAGGAAUUCAGAGUCGACCGAUUCGUCACCUCAACUUCGACGAUCCCAACGGUCGUGUGACCACCCUAUGUCAUGGGCUGCCACCACCAUGAGUGAGUCCAGAUCAAUGUAUGUGUCUGCAGAUACGAAAGCGCCAGAUGUUGCAAGAGAUGCAUCGCCAGAGGUAGACAUCGAGAAGAAUGGACCACGGGCAGCCAUCCAGCGGCAGGUGUCAGGACCACCUUAUUCAGUGUUCAGUUCACGAAUGAAAACAUGGAUCAUCUUCCUGGUCUCCAUCUCAGCACUAAUCUCACCGUUUGGCGCUACCACAAUGCUCCCCGCGCUCAAUGUGCUGACAGACGUUCUGGAUAUCACACCCACCAAAGCUAACAUAUCUAUCACUACCUACAUGAUUGCACAAGGAAUUGCUCCAGCUAUCAUUGGAGCCAUGUCCGAUACCAGUGGUAGGAGGCUAUCAUUCAUCGUCUGUUACGUCAUCUACAUCGUUGCCAACAUCGGACUGGCACUCCAGACCAACUAUGUUGCGUUGCUGAUCCUACGUAUGGUUCAAGCCGUUGGGUGCAGUGCGGCCAUCGCUCUUGCUUUCGCCAUUGUGUCCGACAUAUCGACCUCGGCUGAGCGAGGGAAAUACAUGGGCUACGCUGGCGCAGGCAUUCUGUGUGGCCCGGCAUUUGGACCUACAAUUGGUGGAAUCUUAGCACAAUACCUGGGGUGGCGAUCAAUCUUCUGGUUCCUGGCAAUCUUUUCCGGAGUACUGCUCGUCAUCUUCGUCUUUCUUUUCCCAGAGACAUGCAGAAAUGUGGUUGGUAAUGGAUCCAUACCGGCGCGAGGCAUCAGCCAGUCUGUCAUCAGUUGGUAUCAGCGGCGCAAGCUUGCUAAACAAUCGUACCCCGCCGAUCAUGGAGCUGCGGAUGCGACGCCUGCCAAGGCCAAAGUCUCGCUGAACCCGCUCGCAACCUUCCGAAUUUUGUGUGAGAAAGAGUCCUGCAUCAUCCUGUUGUACAAUGGCUUCUUUUUCACAGGCAUGAUGGUAACCACAACGUCGAUACCGGACCUUUUCAAGGCAGCUUACAAUCUCAACGAACUCGACAUAGGACUGUGCUACAUCGCUAAUGGCAUUGGCUCUCUCGUUUCAUCUCUGACCAUGGGCCACGUUGUUGACUGGAACUUCCGGCGCCAUGCUGCACGGCUGAACAUGCCCAUCUCAAAGGGCAAGCAACAGGACUUGACCCACUUCCCGAUCGAGAGGGUGAAGCUCGAGAUUGUGCUCCCAGGCCACAUUAUUGGUGUUCUGGGCCUGAUUAUAUUCGGCUGGACAGUCAAGUUUCAGACACACCUAGCUGGCCCAGAGAUUGCACUUUUCAUUACUGGGUUCGGCAUAUCGACUGCAUUCAACAUCACAAACGGAUUACUUGUUGAUCUGCACCGCGACAAGCCUGCUGCAGCUACAGCAGCGAUCAACUUUGUCAGGUGCUUGAUGAGCGCAGGAGGAUCCGCAGCUAUCAUUCCCAUGUGUAGAGCUAUUAAUCCGGGUUGGGCUUUCACGUUCAUCGGGCUGGUAUAUGUUCUGCUGAUUGGUGCUGUGGUCUGGAUCAUGAAUAAUGGAAUGAGGUGGAGGCAAAGCGCUGCGGAAGCGUUGAGACUGAAGGCUGAUGGUCAUAGAGAAGCUAUAGCUGAAGACCAUACUUGAAUGCUAAGCAAUGUUGUAGCAAAUAUCAUCAUUGAUCAUGC